Molecule: messenger RNA, 7479 nt
Organism: Chrysemys picta bellii (western painted turtle)
Lineage: Eukaryota; Metazoa; Chordata; Testudines; Emydidae
Source: RefSeq, a predicted model, not a curated record
GCGUGUGGCUGAUUUGGAAACGGAUGCACGAGGAUUCACACACACACAGAGCUCUGGUGGCUGCUGGAUGUUGCGUGCUGAAUUGCUUUGCGCACUGCGCUGAGCAUCUGCCCCUUGCUGUUGGAUUGUUCUCUCCUCCCCUCUCAACAGCUGCCUAGAGUUGGACGUUUCUCCCUCUCUCCUCUUCUUCAUUUUCCUGGCACAGAUCACCAGGCAAGUGGCAAAGCAGAUGCCGUCUGAUAGCCUGGAGCCUCGGGGGGACGUGCCAGCUCUAGCCGGCUUAUCCUAGGAGCGUCUUUGACACACUGAGCUGCAGAUGGCCUUGAAAUCUCACUGACAGGCGAAAGGGGAAAUCGAGUCACACCAAAGCGGCCUCCUGCCCUGGUACCUGCCCCUGCACGCCCGCUCUACGAGCCAUGGAGGCCACCGACGUGCCGGUGGGGAACCUCAUUGACUUUGAUUCCGAGCCCCCUGCCUCUGUCCCCGCUGAGUCCCCUCCCUCGCCCCCUCAACCCUCCAGCGGCAAUGAGUUACUGGCGGACCUGGGGGAUCCAGCGGCUGUAGGAGAGGAGAGCGACACCACAGAGUCGGCCGACAGUGAGAACGACAUGGGGGAUUCGCCCAGCCAUCACAGCUGGAACAACUACCGUCGCUCCUCGUCCAAUGAGUCCUUCUCGUCCAACCAGAGCACGGAGUCAGCCAAGGACGAGGUGAUGGUGGAGCGCCGGGAGUUCAUGAGGCAGUAUGUGGAGAAGAUCUUCAGUGGGGGGGAGGACCUGGACCAAGAAGAGAAGGCCAAGUUUGGGGAGCUGUGCAGCGGAGAGAACGGAAAAGGCAGGGAGUGGUUUGCAAGAUACGUCAGUGCUCAGCGUUGUAACUCCAAGUGCGUCUCGGAGCAGACUUUCUAUCGGCUGGUGCAGUCCUUUGCGGUGGUGCUGUUCGAGUGUCACCAGAUGGAUGACUUUGGUCCUGCCAAAAAUCUAAUGACCAUGUGUUUCACUUACUAUCACAUCGGUAAAGCCCAGGCGCUGCCCUCAGAAGCUAAGGAGAAGCCCAUGGGGAGCAUCGACUCGUACCUGAAGUCAGCAAACAGCUGGCUGGCUGAGAAGAAAGACAUUGCCGAGCGACUCUUGAAGAACACGUCAGCGAAGACUGAGAAUGUGAAGGGCUUCUUCGGGGGGCUGGAAACCAAGCUCAAGGGACCCACGGGCAAGAAAAGCGAGGAAGGGGAAGACAAACCGAAGGAGAAGCUGCAGAAGACAGUUUCCUUGUACAGCCCCGAGGAGGAGGAGGAGGAGAAGAAGGGAGAGAAGAUCUAUUUAUAUAUGCACCUGAAGCAGCAGCCUAUCUGGCACACCCUGAGAUUUUGGAACGCAGCCUUUUUCGAUGCUGUCCAUUGCGAGAGGAGGAAGAGAUCUCCCACCACCAGAGGGAACACUGGAGAGGAAGAGGAAAAGAGGGAGAAGUGGUGUCACAUGACCCAGGAGGAGCGUGACGACAGCCUACGAUUUAACGAGAACAUCACUUUUGGGCAGCUUGGCACCUUCACUCACAACAUGUUGGCGUUCGGCCUGAGCAAGAAGCUCUGCAAUGACUUCCUGAAGAAGCAGGCCGUGAUUGGCAACCUGGAUGAAGAGCAAAACAAGCUGCUUACUGAUCACAUUGAGCAAAUGGCUGCUGAAUAGCCGUCUGGCCCGUGUCCGGCGUUUGGAGAGAGGCGGAGAGGCGCGGCAGUGGGUGUGGGUGCGGAGUGGGAGGACGACUCUUCCUCCUCAGAGACCACCCGCAACUGAAGAUGGGCUACGUAAAACCACCACAAUAAACCUGCAUGAUUGUCAGCAAACCUUAGAGCUGCGCCGUGCAGCCCGUAGAAAUAGGAGCUCAAACAAAACCAACCCUUUUCAGAUGCUCCUUCGUCCCUGAGCCCCGUCACAUUGUCCGAGUCGAAUAUUCCAAGAGGUGUUUUUGUCUGUAAAAUGGAGUAACUGCUCAAGAUCCCUGUGUGUUUGUGGGCUCGGGGAAGGGGCAGGAUUGCUGUAUCCCAGGCACCCAGGAGGUGCCUUGCACUGGCCAUGCUGCUGAAAACUUUGUUUCCUGAUGUGACUGCUUCAGUAGCCAACAGCUGAUGAGGUCAAGAGAUACUCUAGGCAGGGUGGGGGGUUGGAUGUAAAGGGUGGGAAUUAAAUGGUAGCACUGCGUGCUUGUUACUUUAGAAGGUUGGUACCCAGUGGCUAAUCCAGGUGAAAACAGGACUCUAAGCCCCCCCAGCUCAGAGAUCAAGAGUUGUACCCUCCUUGUAGUGUGUCGUGCGUUGAAAGCUUAUCCACAACAGGUGCACCCUGCGUUUUGCUCUGGCAGAUUAGCAGCUGCUGCGAUAAGAACCAGCCUUGAGAUCAGAGCGAUCUGUCCCAUCAUCUGGUUCGACCUACUGUUCUGCAGUGAGAUGGGCUGAUGCCCUUGCAGUUUGCACAGCCCUUCCAAAGGAAACAUUGAUUGCUUCCAUUAUUGGGGCUAGAGAGGGAGAGAAUUCUUUAGUGACAAAAUCUGGGCAGAUGGGACCGCUCUGGGAAAGGGUAGGAGACUGAUUGUGGAGCCGCAGGUAGUCUGAUUUUUGUGUCAAAGUGCAUUUUGUUAUCUAUCUGAAAACAUCCCUCUUGGUCUGGGCGAUAGGCAGGCAGGCAGAAACUCCUGCAGAACUUUCUGCUGCAGUCAGAGCAAUGCAGUAACUGGCUAGCCAGCCCCCCUCCUUCAAUACAAAGAUUCUUCCACGGUGACCCUUUGAGAACAUUAUUGUAUUCGCUUCAAGGAAAGCGGGUGAAGUGUGUACAUCUCAGUAUGAGGGCAAAUAAAGGAACUUCCUUAGUAUGCUCGAUAGACUGGUGGCAGCCUUGUUCAGGGAAAUCUGUAGUGGUCCACAGCCGUCAGCUGAAGAGAGGAGGAAAGGGGUUGCUUUGCUUGGGUUCUGUUGGUAGAGCUGGUGCAUUUCCUCUCGCAGAUUCGAAAUUGCUCUGAAAAUCCUCCCAAGUGACGCCUUCCCACCAGGAGAUGGUCAGCAAUGGCAGCUGCCCACCCCCCUAGAGCUUCACCCCAUUUCAGUUUGCUUGGUGGAGCAAUGGAGUGUAGUUCAAGGCUUGGACAUGGAAAUAUAGGGGAUGAGAGUCUGGCCCCCAGAUGGGGGAGUAACUCGGGGGCAGGAGACACACCAGAAAUGAUUGGAGCAUGGUGUGUCCUUGUGACUUGCCCCAGUACAAAAGAAACCCAGGUUCAUUUUCCUGUUAACCACCGCUUCCAGCCACCAGUUUUUCAGACGUACCAGACCGGACUGAUGCACGUCUGUCUGUACUUUUAAAUAACACUUCCAGUGCAGGUGCUAGUGAGUCACUCGGCCUCUGGGCUUUCUGCGUGCCACGCUACAGAUCGUGCUGUUCUUGUUCCAAGUGGAAACGAAAUAUUAAUCUUAUUAUUUUCCCACAAAUUUAAUCAUCCUCCGUUCUCCUUCCUGACCCCUCCCAUACCAAUCAGCUUCAUGAGCCAUCCUGAAAAGGCCUUUUGUAAAUACUCAUUUUAUUCCUGGCCUUGUGACUCCAGCCUCCUGGAUAUAUUGUAAUCAGUAGAGCAGAGUACACAGACUUUCAUUUCUUUCUGGGUCCCUUGUUACCAGUGUGGCAUGCAGCGUGCGUCAGUGAAGCUUGGGUGUCAAGUGUUUAGAGAGGGAUGGAGUGACUAGAAUUAUCCAGGUAUAAUGUUGGUGACUUUAAAAGAGGCCGUAGGCUUUACUAAUAAACCUUUUUUUUGGUAGGGGCAGAUGGCUCGAUAAAAAUGAGAACCUUGUAGCAAAACUCAGGGACCUUAGAGAUCAAUGCUGGAAUUUCUUCUAGAAAAGCCUUAUGCAAGGGAAAUGGGAUUGCUUCUCCUGUGGGAACAUAAGGCGUGUCGAAAGCCCAUGUUAAAGGCUGUGGAGCACAGACACAUGCAAAAGGCAGGCAAGCUUUGAGCCCCUUCACAUGCUCGGUGGCUGUCAAGCGAGGAUUUACAGCCUAGUACUAAUUUACAAUAGAAAUCGUGCAGUUGUCUACAUGAAAUGCUGCUUGUGUUGUGGUGUUCAGGUGAUCAUUUUGCUGUGUGUGUUCAAUGCUUUGUGUCCCCUCAAAAGUAUUAUCGUCGCUGAACUCUGUUUACAUGAGCCUGCGUUUCAAGGGAUGUUUGUCCGGGGCUGCUCUGUGCUGUCGGUUACGUACUGUAAGAUUCAUAGUGUCGCAGGUUUGUUUUAAUGCUGCCUCUUGACUUGUUGGCCCUGCAGUGUAACUUCCUAAAUCUAUAGAAGGGUAUUUAACAUCGUGAGUGACCUCUCUGCCAAUAUUCCCAGUCAUGUUGAGAUUUUUAAAUGUGCUGUGUGAUUCUUCCUAGCCCCCAAAGCAAGCCAGUAAUCGUAGACUGAUGCUCAGGAAAUGAAAAAAACGUCCUACGUAGAUGUUUGUAAAAGUGCUAAAGUCUCCUCGGCGUGUCGGAAGCAGCGGCAUUUGGGGUUGGAUAUGCGACCAGAUAUUGUGGUGUUCAUGAGCUCUGGGGCAGAUUGCAAAUGCAGUAGAUCUGCCUCUUCUGAUCCAUGCCAGUUUUGAUGUGUCCAUGUUGUCGUCAGUUACUUACUACUAAGACUUGUUGUUCAUCAUGCGUUAAUAGGAAAAGUCAGUGCUUCGGUCCUGGGUUAAAAGGCAGAAGUCACGACUAAGUGCAAAUGAGAGAGAUCCCAGAGCAGUCUAAGGAGAAUGUGCUCUAGGAGGUGGGUUUUUUGCAAUAUUAAGUGGGAACAGCUGAGUAGCACAAGGCAGUAAAGCCCUCUGUGUUCCCCACAGCUCCCAGAGUCGCCUCUCUUUGCCCAUGCUAGCUAGCUAACUCCCUUGACACCCACAGCCCAGUUGCCAAGUGCACUCGCCCACUGUCACAAUCCCCUGCCUCAGCCCUUUCAGGUCAGAGCUGCUUUGUGCCAAGUACACCGCCGGGGAAUACUGGGCGAGCGGCCCUGGUCACUGCUCUCUUGCGAGGCUCCUGAGACUCCCCUCCCCUGUGGAAUGCGGGAGAGCUGGGGCAGUCAGGCUCCCAGAAAGCUUGGCAGAUGCUUCCCAAUAACCCCUCUCUCUCGCUCGGAGACACCCAAGGAGGGGGUAAGAGGGGAGUCGUGCCAGCGUUGCAGGGUGCUUGUCCCCACUUGGAAAAGAGGCAGACACCCUGGAUCCAGUGGCCAUCCAUGACAGGUGGCCAGCCUGACUCAUAGGGCUGUAUCUCCUCUCCUGUGCCUGUCCAGCAUAUGGACGCAAAGGUCAGCUCCUUGCUUGCUGUUGGAUUGGGAGCAGUCACCUUCCAUCCCCACUCCCCCUCGGCUCCAGGGUCUCCAGAGUGCUCUGCUGGAAGCGAGGCUUGGUUCUCUGCUGAAGUUAAGUUAGGAGACCACUGUCUGCGGACCAGCCAGCUGGUUUGGAGGGAGAUCUAGACCCCACUAGCCAGGGCCAGCAAAAGCACUCAAGCGAUAAGCAAAACUUUAAGCAAGUGACUAGACCUACUGACAUCACAUGAUUAAAGUUGCACACAUAGGUAUGUAAGCACUAGCGGGCUCAGAGCCCCCAGCCCCGGUGACCUUUCCCAUCAGUUGUUUUAGUUUAUGAACUUUACCCCCUUUCUUCUUCAAAGCUGUGUCUUCGGGGGUAACCUCCUGCCCCUCAGCACCAUGCAAGGUCAUGUUGGCGCGAUGAGGAUUUUAAUGUCCUGAGAUUCAUCUCCGUAGCAAGGAAUUGCUGAGUCAAACCCUUCCCGUAAUUACCGGCCUUGGGAGCUGCAGCACCUGUUUAAAAAAACAAUCAAACUGUGACAGCCUUAAGGCUUCAGAAAUGAGCUUUGCUACGUAGCUUUUCCUUCCCCAGGCGCCCCAGCGCUACCCUCCAGAUCCAAGUAGAAAUGAGUUGACUUUGAUGUGCGUCAGUGUCUCUGGCAUAGGCUGAGCCUUGCAUAUCUGAGCCAAAGUAAAUACAGUGAUGAGUGGGGGGUUGGGGCAGCGGCGAGACCCAUUCUAAAAUCCCCUCCCGGCCGCAUGGAGAAGGGGCUUUGGCAAAGUCAGUUCCAGGUUUGUGUUGCUCAAGCUGUGGAGGCUGGUUUUAGAUUUCACCUUGGAGAUGCAGUAGAAGUGAUGAAGGCCCUCGUCUUCGCUAGCCUGUCAGGGAAAGUAACCCCAGCCGAGAUGACCAGCACCCCAAGACAGCGCUCAGCCUGGGAGAGAGAGUUUGACAAAUUGGCCUGUUUUUCCCCUUUUGAGAUCUCUCGAGACACACGAGGGCUGAUUGCAAACCUCCAAGGUGGAAUGAGAAGGGUUCCGAUCUGUGCAAAUACACAGGGGUUGAGCCCCUUGCUCUGAAGUGUGCAGCAUUGCCAAGCAUCUCAAUUGUACACAUUACUUUUAGUACCUAACCCCUGGGCGGACUCCUGUGGGACGUGCUUAUCUGUAAUUGUGCAAAUGUGGUCCUGAACUUGGGGGAAAGCCAGGCCAAAGAACUGGGAGCACACACACUGCUCCAUCCUGGUUCCCAAAGGGGGGAUGAAUUUGAAUGUUGCAUCGCCUAACUAAAAUUCAGUGGUUGUCGCUUUCCCAAGGACUGGUGGUAUGGGCUGUAUUAGCCUAGAAUUGUAUUGUUUGGGGAGAAAUCACUGCUCUGGGAAUGUAGCCUGCACUUAGAAUUUUAUUCUGCUUAUUGGUGAGUUGAUGGACAUAGGGGCAGCUCCAGCAGUGAACGCUCCACCCUUGGCUGGUAGCGGAUGAUCGUCAAAGUGUAGCGUACAGUAUGUCUGAUCUCAAUAUCUCUCUCAUUUUUUCCUUUCCCGAAUUCUGCUGUUUUCUUCCAACACUAGAAAAGUUUAGCAGUGAAAAUGUUAUUUGCACGUGUAUUUUUUCUAAAAAAUAUAAAAAUUAAAAAAAACUAACAUAAAUGCAAAGAAAAUGUUUAAAUGUAUUGCCCCAUGUUACAGAAUGUUUGCUUCCAUUGGGGUUCUAAAUGCUGUAUUUUACUCUUUAUAUAAAUAUAAUUAUAUAUAUAUAUAUUUGGUCUCAGUUUGACUUUGACACUGUAUUUAACACUUACUGCCAUAUCGUGCUGAGGGUGAUUGUUAGACAAUUGAUGUGUUUUACUGGGAUUAUGUGACUUGAUUUCCCAAGGGAUCUUGGUUUAAGGAUUUGUUUGAGAAUAUUUUAAGCCUGCAGACUGAGAGGGUUAAAUAAUGCAUUCCUGUUUUGGACUGUGGUGAGGGAUUGGAAUAAAUUGUCUGUAAACGCCCUUUCUCCCCGCUCCCAAUCAACUUCCUUACAUUUAGCACAUCACUGUAUAUUAAGCGUGAGGAGUGGUUUGGUUUUUGUAGCAAUAUCAGUGCAUGAAGAAGCAAUGUUCCCAUUCUCCCCCCCCUUUCCCCAUCUGAUUAUUUGCAAUAUUUCCCCAUCUC